Molecule: messenger RNA, 2868 nt
Organism: Fusarium odoratissimum NRRL 54006
Lineage: Eukaryota; Fungi; Ascomycota; Sordariomycetes; Hypocreales; Nectriaceae
Product: tyrosyl-tRNA synthetase
Exons: 3
Coding region: 135-1982 (615 amino acids)
Biological process (GO): tyrosyl-tRNA aminoacylation
Cellular component (GO): cytosol; mitochondrion
Molecular function (GO): ATP binding; RNA binding; tyrosine-tRNA ligase activity
Source: RefSeq, a predicted model, not a curated record
UUUUUUUGGGCUAACAGCUUCGAGCCCAUGAUGCCCAGAUUUGUUUGAGUUGGAGAAGAGUUGGAUCCUUAAGACGGUUUCUUUGAUUGUCGUCCCAUUGAUUUCCAACUGAGCAAUUGCUCAAUCCGUCCACCAUGGCGAUCCAUGCCACCAUCUCGAAACUUGGGCCCUCACGAACAACCAUAUAUUCGAGAUGCCUUAAUGCACAACGGUCCCUCCAAGUUCGAAAUGUUGCUACGACGUACCUCAAAAAGGUUGCAGAAGGCGAGGAAAGAUGGAAAGAGAGGGCAGAAAGGAUUCAGAAUGGCGAGAUUCCACACACAUGGGAUGUUCUUCAAGAACGAGGAUAUAUCAAGGAUGUGGCAGGAUCCCCCGAUAAGAUCAAGGAGAUUAUGCGUGUCCGUAGAAUAGGCUCCUACGUCGGUAUCGAUCCCACCGCCGACUCGAUGCACGUCGGUCACUUGCUACCUCUAAUGCCCAUGUUCUGGAUGUGGUUCCACGGUUAUCCUGCUGUCACAUUGAUCGGUGGCUCGACUGCCCGUAUUGGUGAUCCUACCGACCGACUCGAGAGCCGAACGAUUCUUUCCAAUGCCGAUAUUUCCAAGAACAUCACAAAGAUUCACGUCCAAUUGACGAAGUUAUGGAAAAAUGUCCAUGUAUUAAAGCAGAAGUACGGAUAUGAGGAGGACUGGGCUGCCACACAUCGGUUGUUGAACAACAACAUGUGGCUAGGGAACCUUACUCUUUAUGAUUUUGCCAAGAGGAUAGCCAGACAUACAAGAAUCGGACCUAUGCUGGCAAGGGAUACUGUUAAGCGAAAGAUGACUGAAGGAGACGGUAUGUCUCUCGGCGAGUUUAUGUAUCCUCUUCUUCAAGGGUGGGAUUUCUGGCAUAUGUACAACAAACUUGGCAUUCAGAUGCAGAUUGGAGGCUCAGAUCAGUAUGGCAACAUCACUGCUGGAAUCGAUGCCCUCAAGACCAUUCGCGAGACCGAAGAGGCACCCCACCUGAAGAUGCCUUCAACCUGGGAUCAUGAGCCAGUAGGUUUCACCGUGCCUUUAUUAACAGAUUCUGCCGGCAACAAGUUCGGUAAAAGUGCUGGCAAUGCUAUAUGGUUGGAUGAGUUCAAGACAACGGCAUUCGACUUGUACGGUUAUUUUGUUCGAAGGUCUGACGAGGAGGUUGAGAAUUUGCUCAAGAUGUUCACAUUUAUGCCUUUGGAGCAGAUCUCCAAGCUCAUGGAGGAGCACCGAGCAGCUCCCCAGGAGCGAAAGGCACAGCAUACUUUGGCUUUCGAGGUUCUUUCACUUAUUCACGGAUCUCAGAAGGCUGUUCAGGAAGCCAAGCAGCACGAAUUCCGAUUUGGUACCAAGCUACCUCGCGGUAUUGUCAACGAGCCCACGGCAGAUACUGGCAUCGUCACCGUCAACAAUGCUCCAAGAAGCGAUAUUCAACUUCCCCGCUCCAUCAUGGGCAUGUCGCCGGCAAAGAUUCUCCACGCUGUUGGUCUCGCAUCCAGCAGCAGUGAAGGUCAGCGUCUGCUCUCUGCACAAGGCGCCUAUAUCGCCGCGCAGCCUGGUCAGAAGAGGGGACUCGUCCCCGGCAAUCUGUCCUGGACUCCCAUGAAGGCUUGGUUCCCCGAAGAGACUGCCAAGUUCCUCAUUGACGAGCGUAUGCUCAUCAUGCGCAAGGGCAAGCACAACGUCCGAAUCGUCGAGCUCAUCAGCGAUGAAGAGUGGAAGAAGAGCGGCCAGAUCUACCCUGGCCAGCCCGGUACUGGUCUCCUGCGCAGAAUGAAGGAGGAGCUGAAGAAAGAGAUUGAAGCGAAGGGUAGGUCAGUAUCAGACAAGGAGCUUACUGAAAUUGCCACGAGGAAGAAAGACCAAUUGAAUGUUGCCAAUAACUCAGAUAUUGAGCUGCCCAAUAAGCACGAUGUGCGUGAGAGGCGGGCUCGACUUACAUGGGAUAGGAGAGACAAAUGAGGGGCUGCCUGCGCAGGAUCGGCUUGUGUUUGCCGUGUAACAUAACACUGUAGUAUAUUGUAAUCUGCAUGAUACCAUAGAUAUGAUGUAAAAUGUUAAAAAUGAUGGGUAUAAAAGUUUGAAACUGGAUCUAUCUAUAAAAGACUGCCAAGUCCCCCUUUGGAACUGGCAACUUCUUGAGUUUCUCCAUAAUUUCACUGUCCGUCAUGUUCUGCUCUGUGAUAAUUUGGUCAAAGUGGUGACAGCCAUCCGUAUACUUCUGCAGUGGAUCUCCUCCUGGGACAGGCCGGCUUUGGCCAGAGGCCAAGGCGGCAAGAUAUUGCUUAGAGACGACGAAUUUGUGAACGCGGUAUAUGCAACCUUUUAUGACGCCGAACUGAACAAAUCUGCGAACGUCAACGAAGCGGAGGACCUCGAAUCCCGUGUCUUGGUGCCCCUUGAGCCAUUCCAUGACGGAUUUUCCAGGAGCAAAGGUGGACAUGAGUUUGAUAAGAUGAUAGUUGCUCACAAGGCCGCGUCCGUGAGAUACAUAUGCAGCACACUCAUCAACCAUCCCGUCAACAUUUCGGAUAAAGUCAUGAAUCCCAGGCCGUGGAGCGUAGCAUGCCGUGAAAAAGAACAUGUCAAGAAGUAGAAUAGUGUCGUAGUAGAGGAGAUGGCGGAGUGCAGUUUUUGCUAGCUCAAGAGAGACAGAAGCAGCGUGAGCGAUACGUCGAACAUCAGAAACACCGUCGAUGUGAGAUAUGACUUUCUGAAGGGUGAGAUCCCAGGUCGGAUCCAUAAUGUCCGAGAAUUUGGCUUUUGGGACAGGGACAUGCCAGCCUCGAACCCUAGGAGGAUCCAUGUGGUGAGGGAAGAGCUUCAUGUUGAUAGUAUUGGCUUCGUC